Molecule: messenger RNA, 590 nt
Organism: Oncorhynchus gorbuscha (pink salmon)
Lineage: Eukaryota; Metazoa; Chordata; Actinopteri; Salmoniformes; Salmonidae
Product: proteasome subunit beta type-7-like
Exons: 7
Coding region: 1-474 (157 amino acids)
Cellular component (GO): proteasome core complex
Source: RefSeq, a predicted model, not a curated record
AUGGCUCAGAUGACCGUGUCUGACGCAACAUACCAAGGCCACAUCGGUGCUGCCCUGGUUCUGGGUGGAAUGGACUGCAAUGGUCCCCACCUCUACAGCAUCUACCCCCACGGCUCCACCGACAAGCUGCCCUACGUCACCAUGGGAGAUGGGUGGUUGUCAUUGAUGAUCGUUGUUGAGGAUCAGCGAAGGCCUGAUCAGAGCCUGGAGGAGGAAGAUGCCAAGCGGCUGGUUCGGGAUGCCAUCGCGGCCGGCAUCUUCAACGACCUGGGCUCGGGCAGCAACAUUGACCUGUGUGUCAUCAUCAAGGGCAGGGUGGACUACCUGAGGCUCCAUGACAUGGCCAACAGGAAAGGGGUCAGAACCGGUAAUUACAAGUACAAGCGAGGAACAACCGGAGUCCCGACGAAGGCUGUCACCAAAUUGGAUCUGGAGGUGGUGGAGGAGACCAUACAGACUAUAUAUACCUCUUGAAGCAUCACUGUAACAUUCUGCUCAUUACUAUUGUCCCUCCCCAACUUCGCCCUUACUUCCUUCAGUGAAAAUGGCAUGUUUUUUCAUGGUUUAGAAUAAAACGUCUGAGUUCUUAA